Molecule: messenger RNA, 1940 nt
Organism: Eutrema salsugineum
Lineage: Eukaryota; Viridiplantae; Streptophyta; Magnoliopsida; Brassicales; Brassicaceae
Product: calcium-dependent protein kinase 21
Exons: 8
Coding region: 1-1608 (535 amino acids)
Biological process (GO): peptidyl-serine phosphorylation; protein autophosphorylation; intracellular signal transduction
Cellular component (GO): nucleus; cytoplasm
Molecular function (GO): calcium-dependent protein serine/threonine kinase activity; calmodulin binding; ATP binding
Source: RefSeq, a predicted model, not a curated record
AUGGGUUGCUUCAGCAGCAAACACCGUGAAACUCAAAGAGACAUCGCCGGAAAAAGCUCAAUUCCGAUCAAUCCAGCACAAACCCAUGUCGUUCAUCAAGUCCCCGAGCAUCGAAAACCUCAAAUCCCACCGACACAACAACAACAACAACCAAUCCAUCAACAGGUUUCGACACCGUCGUCGAAUCCAAUCUCCGUCCGAGAUCCAGACACCAUAUUAGGCAAACCAUUCGAAGACAUCAGGAAAUUCUACAGCCUAGGGAAAGAAUUAGGUCGAGGACAGUUUGGGAUAACGUAUAGGUGCAGAGAGAUUUCCACGGGGAACACUUACGCUUGCAAAUCGAUCCUCAAGAGGAAGCUAAUCAGCAAGCAAGACAAAGAGGAUGUGAAGAGGGAGAUUCAGAUAAUGCAGUAUUUGUCUGGACAAGCGAACAUCGUUGAGAUCAAAGGUGCUUAUGAGGAUAGACAAUCUGUUCAUUUGGUGAUGGAACUGUGUGCUGGUGGUGAGUUGUUCGAUAGGAUCAUAGCUCAGGGACAUUACUCGGAGAGAGCUGCUGCUGGAAUCAUUAGGUCGAUUGUGAAUGUUGUUCAGAUUUGUCAUUUCAUGGGUGUGAUUCAUCGAGAUCUCAAGCCUGAGAAUUUCUUGCUCUCGAGUAAAGAGGAGAAUGCUAUGCUUAAAGCUACCGAUUUUGGGUUGUCUGUGUUCAUCGAAGAAGGAAAAAUUUACCGGGAUAUAGUAGGGAGUGCUUAUUACGUUGCUCCUGAAGUAUUAAGGCGAAGUUAUGGGAAGGAAAUUGACAUUUGGAGUGCUGGAGUAAUUUUGUACAUCCUACUCAGCGGUGUGCCUCCUUUUUGGGCUGAGAAUGAGAAAGGUAUAUUCGAUGAGGUUAUAAAAGGUGAAAUUGAUUUUGAAAGCCAACCAUGGCCUUCUAUAUCUGAGAGUGCGAAAGAUCUUGUGAGGAAGAUGCUAACCAAAGACCCGAAGAGACGAAUCACUGCUGCACAGGUUCUUGAUCAUCCUUGGAUCAAAGGCGGAGAAGCACCGGACAAGCCUAUUGAUAGUGCUGUAUUAUCCCGUAUGAAGCAGUUCCGAGCUAUGAACAAGCUUAAGAAGCUAGCUCUUAAGGUUAUCGCGGAGAGUCUAUCAGAAGAGGAAAUCAAAGGUCUAAAAACCAUGUUUGCGAAUAUGGAUACUGACAAAAGCGGUACAAUCACUUAUGAAGAACUGAAAACCGGGCUAACUAGACUUGGGUCUAAACUCUCUGAAACUGAAGUGAAGCAACUCAUGGAAGCUGCUGAUGUGGAUGGUAAUGGAACAAUUGACUACUUCGAAUUUAUCUCUGCGACAAUGCAUAGAUACAAACUGGAUCGAGAUGAGCAUGUUUACAAAGCAUUCCAACACUUUGAUAAAGACAAUAGCGGGCACAUAACUAGGGAUGAGUUGGAAAGUGCCAUGAAGGAAUAUGGAAUGGGAGAUGAAGCUAGCAUCAAAGAAGUUAUAUCCGAAGUUGAUACCGACAAUGAUGGAAGAAUAAACUUUGAAGAAUUCUGUGCGAUGAUGAGAAGCGGUACCACGCAGCCACAAGGGAAACUCCUUCCUUUUCAUUGAUAAAAAUUAAAAACAAAAGCCCCUUUCCUUGUUUCCCCCUUAAACAUAGAUCCAACCUGAAAACCAAUUCUUACACUCGGAGAAGAAGACUAAACCGGGGAAAACCGAUCACUUGAUACCGUCUUAAAAUGUUAUUUCUUCUCUAUGCGGUUUAGUUUAAAAGUCAUUCACAAGAACAGAGUUAGUUAUUCUUCUCUUUAAACUGAGUUUGAGAUACUGUCAUGUCUUAGCUAUUUGUAACAUAUGCACUUUUUUGGAAAGUUUUUGAGAAUCUCCUUAAUCCUAGUUUUUUAUUAUGUUUUUCUUCUAAUUUAUGUAAAUUAUCUUAAAAA